AUGGCAAUGAGGAUUCCAGUCCGCCAGCUGAAUGGAAAAGUCACGAUUCUCGAAGUGAUGCCUGAGACCACGGUCGGCGAACUGAGGUCUCGAGUGAAAGGUUGGCAGGCUUUCGACGAUGAGCUUAUGUUAAGUCGGGUGGAUCUCGUGCUGGGCGAACGAAAGUUGGUGGAUGAGGACACCAUGACACAGGAUUCAGUCACUGAAAUAGAACGCGAUGCUUUCAAAGGCUGCAGCUCCCUGGAACUGCUGACCAUGCCUGCCAAGCUUGUUACCCUUGGCAGAGGGGCCUUUCAAGGCAGCUCCUUGCAACACCUCGCCAUUCCCAGCUUCGUGGACAUGAUUUGGCCAUUGACCUUCGAUUCCUGCAAGUCCUUGCUGAGCGUGACGUUAGGCCAUAGUGUGGGCUUGAUUGAGCCAGAAGCCUUCAGCUCCUGCAGCCUCCUGGAGAGUUUAGCGCUCAGCGCAGCAGUUUGCUACAUUGGUCAGCGCGCCUUCAGAGGGUGUUCGUCUUUGCGCAGUGUGACCAUUGAGCAAACAGCUCCGCCGCCCAUACAAGAACUGCGGGCAGUUAAUGCCCGAAGGAGAUGUGUGCCCAACAGAGUUCGAAUCAUCGAACGAGAGGCGUUCCUCGGGUGCAGCGCCUUGAGGACUGUGACCAUUCCCCUUGCAGUUUGGAAGAUCGAGGCGGACGCCUUCGCGGGUUGCCCCGCUCUGGAAACAGUCUACUUGAUGAGCUGUGUCACACAGAUUGAGGAGGGUGCCUUUGAUGGAAACCCGCAGAUCGAGGGAAAGCGCUAUGUUGCAUUCUUGCCUGGGACGCGUUGA
Messenger RNA from Effrenium voratum, 828 nucleotides. Lineage: Eukaryota; Dinophyceae; Suessiales; Symbiodiniaceae. The record is from the annotation of a GenBank genome assembly.